Molecule: messenger RNA, 478 nt
Organism: Paramecium sonneborni
Lineage: Eukaryota; Ciliophora; Oligohymenophorea; Peniculida; Parameciidae
Source: the annotation of a GenBank genome assembly
AAUGCAAUAUCAAAGAGUAUACAUUAAAGCAACAACAAGAAAACAAAAAAAUGAACAAUUAGAUGAUUUUUAUGAACAAAUAUAAUAUAAUGAUGAAUCUUAAUAUUUAGAAUUAGAUUCCUUAUUACAAAAAAGAACAUAAAAAGAUUAUUUGAAUGAAGAAACUAAAACAAAGAAAGCUCUAAGUCAUUUUGAAAUAUCAAAUCUAUAGUGGAAUAAUACUUUUUUAAAAUCUUCAGAAUAAGAAGUUAAGGAAUUGACCUCUUUUUCCAUUGAAUAAAACUUUUAAAAAAAUCAAUACCAAGAUAGCAAGUUCUUAAAAUAUACUGAUAUUGAAGAUUUUUCCAUCAUUAACAUUAAUGAGAUUAAUUAUCUAGAACAAUUCAAUAAACCAAAAAUUUGUCAAAUGAGGAAAAAGUAAAAGCACAAUAUUAGUAAGAAAAUCUAUAAAUUCCUUUCCUGAUUGUUUAAUGUUUUG